Messenger RNA from Saprolegnia parasitica CBS 223.65, 390 nucleotides. RefSeq lists its product as hypothetical. Lineage: Eukaryota; Oomycota; Saprolegniomycetes; Saprolegniales; Saprolegniaceae. The transcript has a single exon. Bases 1 to 390 code for a protein of 129 amino acids. The record is from RefSeq and is a predicted model, not a curated record.
AUGACCAAGCCGACGCCUACGACCCACGACGGGCAAGCCGCGAGCGAGCGCAAGGUCGACGUCGGGCAACAUGGCGAGCUGUCCUUGUACAUGCUCCAGCAGCAACUCGACGACGCGGUUGCGCAAGUGGCCGCCGAGGACGAAGCGCUCCGUGCUGCGGCCAGCGCUCUCCGAGAAGAGCAAGACGCGCACACCGCAACAAAGGCCGCUGUUGCCGAGCAACUUCAAGCCGUCAACAACCAGCUUCAAGUCACUGCCGACGAACGUGAUGCCUGCAGCGCGCUUCUUCAAGCCGUCACCGCAGCUCUCCGAGAAAAAACAGAGGCGAUAAAAGCCAUUGCCGUCAAACUUCAAGGUGCCAUCGACCUACACAGCAGCGCUGCUCUUUAA